CCUGUCUGGAUUUCACUCCUCAUGAUCGUCCCCUCUCUUGCUGAAGCUGUGUUAACUUUUUUUUUUCUUUUUAAAAGUCAGUGUCUGCAGAAAAGAACUUCCCCUCCGCCCGGCCUCUCUGAGCACCGUCUCCCCGGAAAAGAAGGAGAGCAAGAAAGAAGCUCCGGAGUGGAAGUGAAGGACGCCGGGUUUUGUUCCUUCCGAGCAGAGCAGAGCAGAGCAGAGCAGCUCCACGCAGCCGGGUUUAGGCGUUGGCACCCGGGCAGGCAGUCCCUCGCCAUGGCCGGGGCCAAGCCGGGGGUCCACGCGUUACAGCUCAAACCUGUUAGCGUCCACGAAGCCCUGAAGAAGGGAGGGAAAUUCAUCAAGUGGGACGAGGAACCCAACAGUGGACCACCCACCCUGGUUACUCUAAAAGUGGACCCCGAUGGGUUCUUCCUCUACUGGACUGGAGGGUCCAAUCUGGAGGUGGAGACUUUGGACAUCAGCACCAUCAGGGAUACCAGGACUGGGAAGUACGCCAAGCAACCAAAGGACUCAAAGCUGCGAGAGGUGCUGGGAUUUGGUAAAGGUGACAAUGGAGAAGGGAAGCUGGUUACUGUCGUCCAUGGCAGUGACCUGGUCAACAUCUCCUUCCUCAACUUCCAGGCCAUGCAGGAAGAUACGGCCAAGAUUUGGACGGAUGAACUCUUCACCUUGGCCACAAACAUACUUUCCCAGAAUGCAUCGCGCAACACCUUCCUCCUCAAAGCGUACACCAAGUUAAAGCUGCAGGUGAAUCAGGAUGGAAAGAUUCCUGUCAAGAACAUUCUCAAGAUGUUCUCAGAUAAAAAGAGAGUGGAGACGGCACUGGAGCAGUGUGGCCUGGUCAACAACAGGACAGAGGGAAUUAAGCCAGACGAUUUCACGUGGGAGGCCUUCCAGAAGUUUCUAGACAGCUUGUGCCUGCGGCCUGAGAUACAAAGCAUCUUAGAAGAAAUUGGCUCCAAGAGGAAACCGUUCAUCUCUCUGGACCAGCUGAUGGACUUCAUCAACCGCAGGCAGCGAGACUCCAGGCUGAACGAGGUGCUGUACCCCCCGCUGAAAAGAGAGCAGGUCCGACAGAUCAUGGAGAAAUAUGAGACCAACACCAGUCAGCUGGAGCGAGACCAGAUCAGUUUACAGGCAUUCAGUCGGUACAUGGGAGGAGAGGAAAACAGUAUCGUGCCUCCAGAGAGGCUGGACAUCAUCGACGAUAUGAACCAACCGCUGUCUCACUACUUCAUCAACUCCUCACACAACACAUACCUCACAGUGGGCCAGCUGACUGGUCUGUCUUCAGUAGAGAUGUACAGACAGGUUCUUCUGACUGGCUGCCGCUGUGUGGAGCUGGACUGCUGGAAGGGCCGGCCGCAAGAUGAGGAGCCCUACAUUACCCACGGCUUCACCAUGACCACUGAGAUCCCCUUCAAGGAGGUGAUUGAGGCCAUUGCAGAGAGUGCCUUCAAGACCUCGCCAUACCCCGUCAUCCUUUCCUUUGAAAACCACGUUGAUUCAGCCAAGCAGCAGGCCAAGAUGGCGGAGUACUGCAGGACUAUACUUCUCCUUGAUCCACUGGAACAAUCUUCGCUGGUCCCAGGCCAGCCCCUGCCCACACCACAAGAGAUGCUUGGGAAGAUUCUCAUAAAAAACAAGAAAAAGCACCACCACCACCGACCGUGCAGCAGCGGCAGCAUACGGCGCAGAGAGCUGGAGGAGCAGUCGUCUCCUAACAAUGAGUGUCCUUUGACGGAGGGCGAAGGAGGACAUGUCAUGUCCAACGGGGAGGAGAAGCUGGCAGAGAGGAUGGUCAAAGACUUGGAGCCACGCAAGUCCAUUGGAGGUGAGGGAGAAAGUGAGGAGGACGAGGAGGACGAAGCGGUGACGGAGCUCAAAAAGCCAAACACUGAUGAGGGCACAGCCAGCAGUGAGGUAAAUGCCACGGAGGAGAUGUCAACCCUGGUCAACUACAUCGAGCCUGUCAAAUUCAAGAGUUUUGAAGUUGCAAGCAAGAGGAAGAAGUACUUUGAAAUGUCGUCGUUUGUAGAAACCAAAGGCAUGGACAUUCUGAAGAGCUCGCCAACAGCGUUUGUUGAGUACAACAAGAACCAACUCAGCAGAAUUUAUCCCAAAGGCACGAGGGUGGACAGCUCCAACUACAUGCCCCAACUCUUCUGGAACGUCGGAUGCCAAAUGGUCGCACUAAACUUCCAGACCCUCGACCUUCCGAUGCAGCUAAACAUGGGUGUGUUUGAGUACAACGGUCACAGUGGCUACCUCCUGAAACCAGAGUUCAUGAGAAGGACGGACAAACAGUUUGACCCUUUUACUGAGAACAUAGUGGACGGGAUUGUGGCCAACACGGUCAAAAUAAAGAUCAUUUCAGGUCAGUUCCUGACAGACAAAAAAGUGGGUGUGUACGUGGAAGUGGACACAUUUGGACUGCCUGCGGACACAAAGAGGAAGUACAGAACCAAAACCUCCAAUGGAAACUCACUGGACCCAUUGUGGGAUGAUGAGACAUUUGUUUUUAAUAAGGUGGUUCUCCCAACACUGGCCUCUCUGAGGAUAGCAGUGUUUGAAGAAAAUGGCAAGUUUAUUGGCCACCGCAUCCUCCCAGUGUCAGCCAUCAGACCUGGUCAGUCACAACACACGCUUUAUUAUUCACAGAUUUUUAAAACUACAGAAAUGUUUUUUGAACCAGUUGUGUUGGUAUUUUAUUUAUAUAUAUGUAUAUAUAUAUAUUUUUUCUUGAUAGUAAGGCAUGAUUUUGGUGAUAUUUUCAAAUAUUCAGAUAAAAUAUUUUUGCAGUUUUUAGCACAAAUUAUUCACUUGGCAGCAUGUUAUGGGCUAUGGACAUGCAUUUAGAGGCAUUUCUGGAACUUUUGAUUUUUUGCA
Messenger RNA from Cynoglossus semilaevis (tongue sole), 2916 nucleotides. It is a transcript of the gene plcb3, whose product is annotated as phospholipase C, beta 3 (phosphatidylinositol-specific). Gene Ontology annotation, molecular function: calcium ion binding; calmodulin binding; phosphatidylinositol-4,5-bisphosphate phospholipase C activity. The transcript has 22 exons. Gene Ontology annotation, biological process: phosphatidylinositol metabolic process; G protein-coupled receptor signaling pathway; phosphatidylinositol-mediated signaling. Bases 22 to 2886 code for a protein of 954 amino acids. The record is from RefSeq and is a predicted model, not a curated record. Gene Ontology annotation, cellular component: cytoplasm. Lineage: Eukaryota; Metazoa; Chordata; Actinopteri; Pleuronectiformes; Cynoglossidae.